Messenger RNA from Eptesicus fuscus (big brown bat), 501 nucleotides. It is a transcript of the gene ANAPC11, whose product is annotated as anaphase promoting complex subunit 11. The record is from RefSeq and is a predicted model, not a curated record. Bases 131 to 385 code for a protein of 84 amino acids. Gene Ontology annotation, biological process: positive regulation of mitotic metaphase/anaphase transition; anaphase-promoting complex-dependent catabolic process; protein ubiquitination. Gene Ontology annotation, molecular function: zinc ion binding; ubiquitin protein ligase activity; cullin family protein binding. The transcript has 3 exons. NCBI's taxonomy places the organism in Eukaryota, Metazoa, Chordata, Mammalia, Chiroptera, Vespertilionidae. Gene Ontology annotation, cellular component: anaphase-promoting complex; nucleus.
CUGACCGGGGGCGGGGCUCCCCGCUCUUCCCUCGGAGACCCCAGCCCUCGGGCGGUUUCCUGGGUGAACUCCGGCGGGAGGCGUGGGUCUCCCGUCGGUCCGCGGCCCGCAGCGGCCCGGCCCCGCCGCCAUGAAGGUGAAGAUUAAGUGCUGGAACGGCGUGGCCACUUGGCUCUGGGUGGCCAACGACGAGAACUGCGGCAUCUGCAGGAUGGCCUUCAAUGGCUGCUGCCCGGACUGCAAGGUGCCCGGCGACGACUGCCCGCUGGUGUGGGGCCAGUGCUCCCACUGCUUCCACAUGCACUGCAUCCUCAAGUGGCUGAACGCGCAGCAGGUGCAGCAGCACUGCCCCAUGUGCCGCCAGGAGUGGAAGUUCAAGGAGUGAGCGCGCCCCGCCGGAGGCCCUCCCUCCCCGGUGGACCCAGCACGGCCCGUGGCUCCCUCAGUCCCGAUGUUGACACUUUUAUCCAAUGAGUCAACUCAUUAAACUGCCGAGCCUUG